CGUCUUACUUGAUUCCUGAACAUCGAGAGAAGGAUUUAUGUUAGACAGACAGAACAACAUUGGCUCCACCUAAAAUUGCUACGAGAUGCAGCUGAAGCUUGUAUCAGUCGUUUCCCUCGUGUUGCUCCACUUCCUCAGCGUCGGCCAUGGAGUCGGAGGUGACAGCCAGUUCAUCUACAACGGCUUCCACGGUGCUCAGCUUGACCUCGACGGGAUGGCCGUGAUCGAGUCGGACGGCAAGCUCGCGCUGACGAACGUCACCUCCCAGCUGAAAGGCAGCGCGUUCCACCCGGCGCCACUCCGCUUCACCGACGCGGCAACGAACGGCACCGCCGCACGCUCCUUCUCGGCAACCUUCGUGUUCGCAAUUGUCACCGACUAUAUCACGGUGGGCGGGAAUGGGCUUGCCUUUUUCGUCGCGCCCAACAAGAACCUGUCCGCAGCGUCGCCGAGCCAGUUCCUCGGCCUCUUCAACAAGCAGAACAACGGCAACGGGACCAACCACGUCUUCGCCGUCGAGCUCGACACCAUCCUCAACCCGGAGUUCGGGGACAUCAACAGCAACCACGUCGGCGUCGACGUCAACGGGCUGGCUUCCGUCGCUGCCGAGCCCGCCGGCUACUACUCCGAUGACGACGCCGGCGAUUUCAAGAAUCUGACCCUCAUCAGCGGCGACGCUAUGCAACUGUGGGUGGACUACGACGGCCGAUCAACGGUGGUCAGCGUGACGCUGGCGCCCCUCGGGAUGUCCAGGCCGAUAAAGCCCCUUAUCUCCGUCGUCAUCGAUCUCUCGCCGGUGCUGAGCGACACGGCGUAUGCUGGCCUCUCGUCGUCGACGGGGCCGUUUCAAACGCGCCAUUACGUGCUCGGCUGGAGCUUCGCGCUGGACGGGGCAGCGCCGCCGCUCGACUACGCAAACCUCCCCAUGCCGCCCCGCGUCGGUGACGACAAGGGCCGGUCAAAGGGGCGCGACGUCAUCCUUCCGGUGGUCGCUCCGAUCCUCGCGCUCGCGGUGGCCGCCGGUGUAUUUCUGCUCGUGUGGCGGCGAUUUCGGUACGCCGAGGUCAGGGAGGACUGGGAGUUGGAGUUCGGGCCUCACCGGUACGCGUACAAGGAUCUGUUCCGUGCCACCGGCGGCUUCGACAGCAAGCAUCUGCUUGGCGUCGGCGGGUUCGGGAGGGUGUACAAGGGCGUGCUCCCCAAGUCCAAGACGGAGAUCGCUGUGAAGGUCGUCGUGUCCCACGACAACGCGAAGCAGGGGAUGAAGCAGUUCGUCGCCGAGGUCGUCAGCAUCGGCCGCGUCAGGCACCGCAACAUCGUGCAUCUGCUCGGCUACUGUCGGCGCAAAGGGGAGCUCCUCCUGGUGUACGAGUACAUGCCUAACGGCAGCCUGGACAACUGGUUGUACGACCAGCACGCGCCGCCCCUGAGCUGGCCGCAGAGACUCCGCGCCAUUAGAGGCGUCGCGUCCGGCUUGCUCUACCUCCACGAGGAUUGGGAGCAGGUGGUGGUGCACCGAGACAUCAAGGCGAGCAAUGUGCUCCUCGACGGCGAGAUGAACGCGCGGCUGGGCGACUUCGGGCUGUCCAAGAUGUACGACCGGGGCUCCGACCCACAGACUACCCACGUGGUGGGCACCAUGGGGUACCUCGCGCCGGAGCUCGCAUGCACGCGGCGGGUCACGCCAGCCACCGACGUAUUCGCGUUCGGAUCGUUCGUGCUGGAGGUGGCCUGCGGCCGACGGCCCAUCGAGCACGUCGCCGCCGACGACAACCGGCUCAUCCUGGCGGACUGGGUACUCGAACGCUGGCACGCCGGGGACGUCGGGGCCACGGCGGACCCGCGGCUCUGCGGCGUCUACGACGCCGAGGAGGCAGCGGCGGUGCUUAGGCUGGGAUUGGUGUGCUCCCACCCGGCGCCCGCCGCGAGGCCGUCGAUGCGGCAGGUGGUGCAGUACCUCGACGGCGACGAACCGAUACCCGAGCCGGCGCCGACGUACCGCAGCUUCACUAUGCUGGCCAUGAUGCAGAACGCCGACGGCUUCGACUCGUACGCUGCGUCUUACCUAUUGUCAUCACCGACGAGCGUCGGCGUCUCCUCCGUCGUCUCCGGCAGGUGAUUGAUGAAGGCCACACACUUAUCAAUGGCAACCACCACCAAUGACUUUUCAAGAUCAUGGGAUUACGGAUUCGCAAAAAAAAGGAAAAAAAGAUCAUGCGAUUACUUUUUUUUAUGUUUGGGCUUGAGCCGAAUACUCUAAAAAUAGAUACUUUUAUCAAAAUACGGAUGUAUUUUAAUUA
Messenger RNA from Lolium rigidum, 2300 nucleotides. Its product is annotated as L-type lectin-domain containing receptor kinase SIT2-like. Gene Ontology annotation, molecular function: ATP binding; carbohydrate binding; protein kinase activity. The transcript has a single exon. Lineage: Eukaryota; Viridiplantae; Streptophyta; Magnoliopsida; Poales; Poaceae. Gene Ontology annotation, cellular component: plasma membrane. The record is from RefSeq and is a predicted model, not a curated record. Bases 86 to 2119 code for a protein of 677 amino acids. Gene Ontology annotation, biological process: protein phosphorylation.